Messenger RNA from Ficedula albicollis (Collared flycatcher), 2932 nucleotides. RefSeq names its product protocadherin beta-15-like. The annotation marks the transcript as partial. The transcript is spliced from 3 exons. Gene Ontology annotation, cellular component: plasma membrane. Gene Ontology annotation, biological process: homophilic cell-cell adhesion. NCBI's taxonomy places the organism in Eukaryota, Metazoa, Chordata, Aves, Passeriformes, Muscicapidae. The record is from RefSeq and is a predicted model, not a curated record. Gene Ontology annotation, molecular function: calcium ion binding.
CAGAGCAGCUGAGCACAGCCCAGCACAGCAGAGACCAGCCCAGCACAGCGCAGCUCCGCUCAGCGCAUAGAGGAACAGCAGAGCCGAGCCGGGCGGACGGAGGUGGUAGCGGCUGCGAAAGGCGAGCGCUGCCCCGUGUCACCCGCUGCCGGAACACCCCGGCUCCCUCCCGGACCGCCGGCGGAAUCUCACCCAGCCAGGGAAGGCGCCCGUCCCCCACUUCGCCGCUUUCCGCCGCCAAUCGCCCGGGACAUCCCCCACACCGAGCCCGGCCGCCGCCGCCGCCGCCGCCGCCGCCGCCGCGCCAUGGCGAUCGCAAGGCAAGUGCUUUGUCUCUCUGCUUUCCUGGCGCUGCCGCUCGCUCGCGCCGAGCCCAUCCGCUACUCCGUAGCCGAGGAGGCGGAAAGCGGCUCCCUGGUCGGCAAGCUGGCGGAGGACGCGGGGCUGACGCCGCCGCAGCUCUCGGCUCGCCGCGCCCGCCUGCUCUCGGAGGACGGCCGGCAGCAUUUGCGCUUAGACCGCGGCUCCGGCCGCCUCCUCGUGGCGGGGAGGCUCGACCGGGAGGAGCUGUGCGCCCACUCGGCCACCUGCAUGCUCCCCUUCGAGCUGCUGCUCUCCGACCCCCUGCAGUUCUUUCGGGUCGAGGUAGUUAUAGAGGAUAUCAAUGAUCAUUCGCCAGUUUUCCCAAAGGAAGGAAUCACUUUAAAGAUUCUGGAAACGAGCGAGCCGGGCUCUCGUUUCCCACUGGAGGUGGCUCAGGAUCGGGAUAUUGGCAGCAACACAGUGCAGGCGUACAGCAUCUCUCCCGACAACGAGUACUUUAGUUAUUUCAGUGUCUCCUACGGGACACGGGUAACAGGCAAGAAGUAUCUCGAAAUUGUCUUGGAAAAAUCUCUAGACAGAGAGGAGGAGGCAGAGAUGAGUUUCAGUGUUAUCGCUGAAGAUGGGGGCUCUCCUCCCAGGAGUGGCACCACCGAAAUUAAGAUUGUCAUUCUAGAUGUAAAUGACAAUGCUCCCGUCUUCACAAAAGAGGUGUACAUUGCACAAGUUCUGGAGAACAUGCCAGAGGGCUCUGUGAUUCUGACUGUGCUGGCAACUGAUCAGGAUGCAGGAGUUAACGGGGACAUUUCCUAUCAACUCAGCCAGACAGUGGAGCAGAGCGACUCAGCAUUUGUGAUUGAUCCCAGAACUGGUGAAAUUAAAAUCACAAAACCUCUGGAUUUCGAGGAAGCAGAAACUCAUGAGCUCAGUGUGAGGGCCACAGAUGGUGGGGGGCUCUCAGCUAUCUGCAAAGUGGUGGUGGAGGUGGUGGAUGUGAAUGACAAUGCCCCAGAGCUGGCGGUCAGUUCCUUCAGCAGUCCCCUCCCCGAGAACACGGUGCCCGGCACCGUGGUUGCCCUGUUUACGGUCAGGGACCGCGAUUCUGGUGCCAACGGGAAGAUCUCGUGCGCCCUGGACGAUCAGCUCUUCUUCUCCCUGCGGCCAGCCUAUAAGAAUUACUACGAGCUGGUGACAGUGAGCGCGCUGGACCGCGAGCGCACGGCUCGCUACGUGCUCGGUGUCACAGCCGCAGAUGCGGGCUCGCCGCCUCUCACGAGCACGCACACCUUCACCGUGGACAUCUCGGACGUCAAUGACAACGCGCCCGUCUUCAACCAGACCUCCUACACCAUGUACGUGCGGGAGAACAACGCGCCCACGGUGUUUGUGGGAGCCGUGAGCGCUGCAGAUGCUGACGUGGGGCUCAAUGCCAAGGUGACCUACUCGCUGGCCCCGGUGCCGGCGGCAGAGCGGCCCUCGUGCUCCUGCAUCUCGGUGAACUCGGAGAACGGACACGUGUUUGUGCUGCGGCCGCUGGACUACGAGCGCUUGCGGCAGAGCGAGGUGACGGUCAGCGCCUCUGACGCGGGCUCUCCUCCCCUGCGAGCCAACGUCACCGUGCGCCUCGUGGUGCUGGACGAGAACGACAACGCGCCGCUCGUGCUCUACCCGGCCCAGGACGGCAGCGCAGCGUCCAGCGAGCUCGUGCCCGUGUCGGCUGAGCCGGGCUACCUCGUCACCAAAGUGGUGGCCGUCGAUGCCGACUCCGGACAGAACUCCUGGCUCUCGUACCACCUGCUCAGGGCCACCGAGCCCGGCCUGUUCAGCGUGGCUGUGCAGAGCGGCGAGGUGCGUCUCAAGAGGCCGGUGACGGAGAGGGACAGCGCCAAGCACAAGCUCCUCGUCCUGGUCAGGGACAACGGCAAGCCCCCGCUGUCAGCCACCGCGGCUCUGAGCGCGCUCCUGCUCAAGACCAGGGAAGGCGCCCGUCCCCCACUUCGCCGCUUUCCGCCGCCAAUCGCCCGGGACAUCCUCCACACCGAGCCCGGACGCCGCCGCAGCCGCCGCCGCGCCAUGGCGAUCGCAAGGCAAGUGCUUUGUCUCUCUGCUUUCCUGGCGCUGCCGCUCGCUCGCGCCGAGCCCAUCCGCUACUCCGUAGCCGAGGAGGCGGAAAGCGGCUCCCUGGUCGGCAAGCUGGCGGAGGACGCGGGGCUGACGCCGCCGCAGCUCUCGGCUCGCCGCGCCCGCCUGCUCUCGGAGGACGGCCGGCAGCAUUUGCGCUUAGACCGCGGCUCCGGCCGCCUCCUCGUGGCGGGGAGGCUCGACCGGGAGGAGCUGUGCGCCCACUCGGCCACCUGCAUGCUCCCCUUCGAGCUGCUGCUCUCCGACCCCCUGCAGUUCUUUCGGGUCGAGGUAGUUAUAGAGGACAUCAAUGACCAUUCGCCUGUUUUUCCAGAAGUUCGAGACACUUUUAAGAUUCCGGAGACGAGCGAGCCAGGCUCUCGUUUCCCACUACAGGUGGCUCGGGAUCUCGAUAUUGGCAACAAUAACAUCCAGGCGUACAGCAUCUUUCCAGAGAACGAGUAUUUUAGUGUUUCCUAUGGAAGCCGGA